CUUAAGAAACGCGAGGACGAGAUCGAGGACGGAUCAGUGUCGUAUCAUUGUUUACAAUUUUUUGACUACUUAAUGGCAUCAUUUAGGGAGGUUCGCGACCUUCUCCUCGACAGUUUCGAUGACGGAGAAUUAUCGGAGGACGAAUUUCUUCUUCUCUAUGAUUUAAACACGUCUAAAAAUCCUGAUUUUCCGUACGAGUGCUGCGGGGAAUUCUCCCUUGAUGACCUGGACGACAGCGAGUGUUUUGCCGAAUUUCGUGUUCAUAAAACUGACAUCCCAGUUCUGCUGGAAGCCCUUCAGCUCCCCCAGACUUUCAUAUGCCGACAAGGAACAAAAUGUGAUGGUAUUGAAGGGCUUUGCAUUGCACUGAGAAGAGCUGCAUAUCCUUGUAGAUACAGCGAUUUGAUUCAGCGAUUUGGUCGUCCAGUGCCUGAACUGAGUAUGAUUUCAAACCUCGUCAUGGAUACAAUUUACCAGCAACAUCAUCAUAGACUUACUCAGUGGAAUAACACGCUCCUGAGUCCUGCAUUACUUGAAACCUAUGCCCACGCAGUAUACCAGAAAGGAAGUCCAUUGUCCAAUUGUUUUGGUUUUAUUGAUGGAACGGUGCGACCUAUUUGUAAGCCUGGAGAGAAUCAAAGGAUCGUUUAUAAUGGGCAUAAGCGAGUACAUGCCCUAAAGUUCCAGUCUGUAGCACUGCCGAAUGGUAUAAUAGCCAGCAUGUAUGGCCCAGUAGGUAAUUAAAAUUAUAGCAGCAUUUUAUUGAUGUAAAAAUAUUUUGUUGUGAAUCCUGUAAAUUCUAAUUUAAUCUAUUUCACUGUUAUCUUCCAGAGGGGAAGAAACACGAUUCUGCCAUGUUAGCAGAUUCUGGUCUUCUUCAACAGCUGGAGCAUUAUGCUUUUUCUCGAGCAGGAGAGCCAAUGGCUCUUUAUGGGGACCCUGCUUAUCCCCUACGUGUCCACUUGCAAGUCCCCUACAGAUGUGCAGGAAUGACGCCUCGCAUGGAGGAGUACAACAAGGCCAUGAGUGCUGUGCGCAUUUCUGUAGAAUGGCUUUUUGGUGACAUUAUAAACUACUUUAAAUUUCUCGACUUUAAAAAAAACUUGAAAAUUUCUCUGAGUGCUGUUGGGAAAAUGUACAUGGCAUGUGCCAUUCUUCGCAAUGCCUUGACUUGCAUGUAUGGCAAUUCCACAUCAGAGUUUUUUGCCCUAAACCCUCCUAGUGUACGCGAGUAUUUUAAUUGA
Porites lobata is the source of this 1244-nucleotide messenger RNA. Lineage: Eukaryota; Metazoa; Cnidaria; Anthozoa; Scleractinia; Poritidae. The record is from the annotation of a GenBank genome assembly.